UUGGGGAGCUGCAAUAAUGAUGACCCCAGCACCUGGCUCCCACGUCACCUGUCCCCAGCCCACUGAGCUGCUGUGGAGUCACGUGUGGUCCUUGCCCAGUGGGGCCCAGCUGUACUCUAGGGAGGGACCAGCCCUUCUUCUCUGCCCCCUACUGAUGCGCAAGAACCCACUGGAGCCACUGUGAUCACCAUGUCCCAGACCCUGGCCACCAGUUCACAUACUGCCACAACACUGGCUCACGGCCCCUGGGCCAGUCCCAUGCUGGAUCCUAUGAGCUUCAGGCUUUUGUUCCCAUUUGCAGCAGGGUAAAGUGAGGAAGGACAAAUCCAGGGAGCAUACCUAGGCCACCCAGCAGCUGGGACCAGUAAUUUCUUCCCCAGCAAGACUGUGUCCAGCUUCAACAUCCCAUGAGCUCCCAGCACUGGUACCAGCUUCCCUAGGCAGCAGGCAUCUAGCCACGUGGCAUGUCUGCUAAGAAGGACACUCUUGUGACAACAAAAGCCCUCACUGUCCCAAGUCUGUAAAAAGGAAGCCGGCAGGAGCAGAACCCUCCUAGAGCACAGUCGUACUGUGCAGCCUGCUUGGCCUGAACCCCCACUUGCCUGUGAGUUCCUCAUUGCUCUGUUUGGUGAUCACGGCCCACCAGAAACAGGCUCAGAGAGAUCCAGUGCCUUGCCUCGGGUCCCAUAGAGUUGAGAGUCAAAUGAGGCUUGCCUGGUGGUAGAGCCAGACUCUUUAACAUGAGGACGUGGCUCUCUGUUGGCCCUGUAAACACUGAACCAAUCAUGCAGUUGUUGAAAAAAAUCCUACCAGCCCCGAGGAAUUGCUGGUCCCAGCUGCUGUCACUGCUCUACACGGUAGGGGUAGAUCAAGGAACAGGACAAGCAAAGCAUCUGCCCUCGUGGCAUUCACCUUCUAGAAAGUGAAACACGACAGAAAUUAAAAUAACUGUCUAACUGUAGGUAAACUGAGGGCAUUCCCUGUGCUGGUUACAGGACUUUCUUAGGUGAUGUUGGAGCUGAGGCUUGAUAGAGGGCACAGGCCGUGUGGACACUCGGGCAAGUAUCCAGGCAGACAAAGGCCAGUGCAAAGGCCCCAUGGCAAGCUCAGACGUACAUGAAGGGAAUAGCAGUGAAGCCAGGAGGCUGGAAUGGAGUGAGCUCAGGGCGAGGGUAGGAGAGGAGGUGGGAGGAAGAAUGGGUCCCACUGGGCAGGGCCUUGUUGCUUCAUGACAUUUAAGUCCAAGACACAUUCACAAUACAGUUUUUUUCCCCUAAAUAAAAUGCCUGAUCUUGGUGUUUGGGAAGAUGCCCAGUAUUGUUUAUUUCUCAAGGCUCCCUCUCCCUGCCCCGGCCCACUGGCCACCCCUGCAGACUGGAGACCCACUUGACCUGCCCCUGCCUGCCUCGGCCACAGGUGCCUAAGAUCUCUGAGGUGUUUGGUUUCCAGGACCCUGGACACCCAGGGGACCACCUUGAGCCUCGGUCCCUCAUUGAUUUUACCCCUCCUCCCACCCUGUAUCAUAGUUAACUCUUCAACUCCAGGUAGCAAACACCUGGCUUAAGGGGCCCCAAGCUAAAGGGACAUUUGUUACUCUUGAUUCUGUUCCUGCUGUAUUUCACCCUCUGUGAGUCUGAGUUUCACUCUCCAGCUUAGGCCCUCAUCGUGGCAACAUGGCUGCCAUAGCUCCCAGCAGUACACCUUCACCCAACCAGGAGCAAAGACACAAAGCAGGGCAGCCACCAGGAUAGUGGGGAAAAAGUGCAAAGCCUUCUUAGAUGCCUCCGCUUUCAGAGCAGUUGCAGGCAACAGGAUUGGAGAUGACUUUAAUUUGCUUGGACCAGCCACCUCCCCUGUCCUGGGCCUGUUACUGUUGCAACAAAAUUGGGUUCUCUCAGCACAAAAGGAAGGUGGGCUGGUAGGAUCCAGUGUGUCUGCCAGUCUCCACCUCGUAAUGCCAAGCUCUUCAGCCCUGGAAGGACCAGACUUUCCUCAGACAAACCGACUGGUUAAGAAACCACAGCUGAUGAAUGUGUGUGCAUGUGACAGUGCGCCAGCAGCAAGAGGACAGCAUGCUCACGUGGGAUAUUUGAAAGAGAGCUUAGCAGAGGGAUCAUUUGCAGAGAAGUGGACAGGGAACAGGGAAACCUCAGGGCCAGUGCAUGACCCUAGACUGGUAACAGAGGAGAGGUGUUACUCCCCACACAAGGCACAAGGGAGCAAAGUGGAACCCAGAAGAGCAAAUCCUGGAGACAGCUGCCCUGAGGGGAGUUGUGUUCCUGGCAACCCCACAGGGAGGGAGUUGGGGGAACCCCUCCCCCAUCUUCUGCCGGGCUCCCCAUUGUCUAAACCCCACUGGAAGCCAGAGGGCCCAGGAGCCCAAAUGAUACUGACCACCCAGGUCAGCUUCCCAGGACAUAGAGCAGGACAGAAAAGGGACCUGGGGGCAAGUAAAGAUAGCCGGCCCCAGGGUUUUUCCCUAAUGUGUUUUCAGCAACAACUCAGGAACCAGUUGUCCCAAGAGAUGUGGUGUUGGGCAUGGAGAACUGGGCACCUGAGACAAACAAAAUGGCUCCCAUAACCUGCUCACUGGCUUGUUCUUCAGUGCAUCUGGCCCCAGUGCAUCUGGCCCUGCGUCGGUCAGGUCCUAGAUACUGGGCUGCCGACCCAGGCCAGGCACACCAGUCACAGCUGCGUUAAGUCCAACAAUUGGGAGAUGGAGACACUUAAAAUCCCACUUUACAGGGACAUCCCUGGCAGUCCAGAGGUUGAGACACCACCCUUCCACUGCAGGGCGCACAGGUUCGAUCCCUGGUCAGGGAACUAAGAUCUCGCAAGCCGUGCAGUGAAGCCAAAAAAAAAAAAAAAAAAAUCCCAUUUUACAUGGGCUGAUUGAAACUCAGAUGUUUGCCUAGCCACCCCACCCUUCAAGACUUUUGAACAACCCGCAUUUAUAUGUCUGCUGCAUGCCAGAUCCUCUCCCUGGGUGAUCUACAUGGAUUUUCAACACAAACUAGGAAGACUCAGUCCCAUUUCCAGAUGAAGAAACAGGCUCAGCAAGACAAGAGGUGACUUGCCCCAGGUCCUGCAGAGAGAAAGUGGCAAAGCUCUGGGCCAGCAGGCUUCCAGCGCUUCCUCUGUUGCUUCCGCAAAUGAAUUUAGCUGGACUGACUCUCAGGGGAUGUGAAGAAAUGAGUAAGUAUUGCUUCUUGCACCAUCAAGCCUUUUAUAGACUGUUCCUCUGCCUGGAAAACUCCCUGUUUACCAGAAACCUCUUCUUCCUUCAAGGCUCACACCUAGGAAGUCACCCCUGAACCCUUAGACUGGAUCAGGAGACUCUUCUGGGUCCCCUGAGCCCCCUGGUUUUUCCCCAUUGAAGCUUGGGUCACUCUGCCUGUGCUUCCCCCAUCACAGCCUUGGUCAUUCUGGACUGUCACUGGUGUGUCUCCCCCAUGGACCUUUAUGUCAUUUUCAGUGCUGAGCUAGGCUAGGCCUAUAGUUGGAGAUCAGAAAAUCGUUGGGUGAAUAAGUGAAAGUAACUGCAUGGGGAAUAUUCAAAAUCCUUAACCCCUGGCUAAGAAGCCAAUGACCAAUCUAGAACGGAGCCUGGCCAGAGUGCUGGGGUAAGGGUCCUGGGAGCCCCUGGCUGUGUCAGGUGACCCCUUAUAGUUCCUGGACCGUAGGAGAGUGAGGGAGUUACUAGGAGCUGCACUAGUAACAAGCCAGUAUUGUGAUACCCCAUACACUUGAACAGUGCUUCCGGCUGAACGUCAGCUCUGGGCAUCUGCGGAUCAGAGAGGUAGAGUUUCCUGCCUGAAGAUGCACAGGCUGGAUCCUCACUUUGACCUUACGAAUUGGACCCUGCUGUCUCUCCACCCUCUGGAGCAAGCAAUCACAGUCACCCCCUCCCCUGCUUCCUCAGACGGCUGCUGUGAUUUGAAUAACCAAGCAGGCUGCUGGAUGUCCGGUAGUGACUGAUUUGCUUGGCAAACAGACCCUCAGGUCUGCUGGUAAUAUGGAAAAACACUCGGCCCCACUGGGGUCUCUGUUUCCUCUCUCCACCCCCAAGGGCUGCUUAGGUUCCAGUCUUGCCCUUGCUUGACCUCCCGGGGGGCCCUAGUGCUUGUCUUCCCCUGGAGGCUGGAGAGUACCCUCAGGAACCUGGCAGAGGAGAAGGCGGAGGAAUGGCAGGGCCCAAGGCAGAGGUAACUGGAGCCAGCUAAGUCUGCCCCCUGGGCCUGUCACAAAAUUUGCAUGGAGAGAAUGAGACCUCUCUGUGACUUCCCCCUCCCUUCCCACCUGGAAUAGUUCUCCUGGGCCUGAGGUCUGACAGCAGGUGGAGGAAGCAGCCCUGUGUGGGGGGGGAGCUGUUCCCGGUGGUGAUGCCCCGUGCCUUCCUGGUCAGGAGUCGGCGUCCACAGCCACCCAACUGGGGCCACCUGCCUGACCAGCUCCGGGGACAUGCCUAUGUCCCAGGUGGGCCCCUCACUGGGCCUAGAGGUGAGGGGCAGGAGACACAAAGCAUCACCAUCUGGCUUCUCUCCUCAGACUGCAGCAGCCUGGGGGUGCCACUGACACAGUCUUCUGGCCUCCGGGACUCUUGGGCAGCGCCCUCCCAGGGCACACUGACUGCCACUCCUAGGGGCCCUGGGAUGCUUGGCUGGCCCCUCUGCCCCAGCUUCCCGUUGCAGCGCAUGCUGACCCGGCACCUCAAGUGCCACAGCCCUGCCCACCACCACGUGUGCCACUGCUGUGGCAAGGGCUUUCACGACGCCUCUGACCUCAAGCGGCACAUGAGGACUCACACGGGGAUCUGGCCAUUCCGCUGCGGAGCUUGCGGGAAAGCAUUCACGCAGCGCUGCUCACUUGAAGUGCAUCUUGCCAAGGCACAUGGACAGCUGGCCAGCUACGCUUAUCGUGAGCGCCGUGAGAAGUUACAUGUGUGUGAGGACUGCGGCUUCACCAGCUCGAGGCCUGACGCCUACGCGCAGCACCGCACCCUGCACCACGCUGCUUGAGACUGGGAACCCUGUGUCCAACCCGUGAGAGGGAAAUAAA
Messenger RNA from Orcinus orca (killer whale), 5058 nucleotides. RefSeq names its product ovo like zinc finger 3 (gene OVOL3). Gene Ontology annotation, molecular function: DNA-binding transcription factor activity, RNA polymerase II-specific; RNA polymerase II cis-regulatory region sequence-specific DNA binding. NCBI's taxonomy places the organism in Eukaryota, Metazoa, Chordata, Mammalia, Artiodactyla, Delphinidae. Gene Ontology annotation, cellular component: nucleus. The record is from RefSeq and is a predicted model, not a curated record. Gene Ontology annotation, biological process: regulation of transcription by RNA polymerase II; epidermal cell differentiation.